GGCCCGGGGGUGCUGGCGGCGGCGGCCUGGCCCCCCUCGGCCCCGGGACUCUCGGUUUCCUUCAUUCCCUGCCAGCAUGGAGUUCGCCGAGCUGAUCAAGACUCCCCGGGCGGACAACGCCGUCCUGCACCGGCCCUUCCACCCUACCGUGGAGGGAACGCUGUGCCUCACCGGGCACCACCUCAUUUUCUCCUCUCGGCGCCAGGAUAACGAGGAGGAGCUGUGGCUGCUGCAUUCCAAUAUCGACUGCAUUGAGAAAAGGUUUCUGGGCUCAGUGGGGACCAUCAUUAUAAAAUGCAAAGAUCUGCGAAUUAUUCAGCUGGAUAUUCCUGGAAUGGAGGAGUGUCUGAACAUUGCUAGCUCUAUUGAGGCACUUUCUACGUUGGAUUCUGUCACUCUUAUGUACCCGUUCUUCUACCGGCCCAUGUUUGAAAUUGUUGAAGAUGGAUGGAGUGCUUUUCUGCCCGAGAAAGAGUUUGAAGUCCUCAUGUCAGUGACAGAUCAAUGGCGUCUAAGCUACAUCAAUAAGGACUUCUCCAUCUGCCCUUCCUACCCUCCAGUGGUUGUUGUCCCCAAAUCCAUCAGUGAUGAAACACUUAAGAAGGUUGCAGCGUAUCGCCACGGCGGUCGCUUCCCGGUCCUCAGCUAUUAUCAUAAGAAGAACAGCAUGGUCAUGAUGCGAAGCAGCCAGCCUCUGACAGGUACAAAUGGGAGACGCUGUAAAGAAGAUGAGAAACUUGUUAAUGCCACUCUUCGUCCUGGGAAGCGUGGGUACAUCAUUGACACGAGGUCCCUGAGUGCUGCCCAGCAGGCCAAGGCCAAAGGAGGAGGCUUUGAACAAGAAGUGUAUUAUCCCCAGUGGAGGAGGAUUCACAGGUGCAUAGAGAGGUUUAAUAUUCUGCAGGAAAGCCUCAUCAAACUCGUAGAAGCUUGCAAUGACCAGUCACACAACAUGGACCGCUGGCUCAGUAAACUGGAAGCUUCCAACUGGAUGACUUACAUCAAGGAGAUACUCACUGCAGCUUGCCUAGCUGCUCAGUGUAUUGAUAGGGAAGGUGCAUCAGUGUUGGUUCAUGGGACUGAAGGAACUGAUUCAACACUCCAGGUAACUUCUCUGGCACAGAUUAUCUUGGAUCCAGACUGCAGGACCAUACAAGGCUUUGAAUCUCUUCUUGUCAGGGAGUGGCUACAGGUAAGUCCUGGUGGAUAAAAUGUCAAUCUGUUCUCUUGGCAUUUGCAUUGGGAAAUGGCCUGAGAGGCAGUAAGCAGGUUACACCUUGGUGUACAUGUGUGAACAAACAGUCCUUGUCUGAAGAAGCAGAAUCACAGAAUUGCCAGGAUUGGAAGGGACCUCAAGGAUCGUCAAGCU
Molecule: messenger RNA, 1369 nt
Organism: Centrocercus urophasianus (Greater sage-grouse)
Lineage: Eukaryota; Metazoa; Chordata; Aves; Galliformes; Phasianidae
Product: myotubularin-related protein 9-like
Exons: 7
Coding region: 77-1210 (377 amino acids)
Biological process (GO): negative regulation of autophagy
Source: RefSeq, a predicted model, not a curated record